AUGGACGUGUGUUUUCCAGGCUCCUCUGACAUCACGGGUCCAGGCGCAGUGAAGGGCUGGGAGCGGAGCUCGCUGACCGUGCAGUGUCGCUAUGCUGGAUAUUGGAAGAACUACGUGAAGUAUUGGUGUCGAGGGGCUCACUUGGGCAGCUGCAACACCCUUGUUCAAACCACUGGCUUGGAGCUGGAGGUGAAGCAGGGCCGCGUGUCCAUCAGGGACCAUCAGAGAAACUACACGUUCAUCGUGACCAUGGAGGCGCUCACGCUGGGCGAUGCGGACACUUACUGGUGUGGGAUUGAGAAAGCCGGAUAUGACCUUAGGGAUGAAGUUAAAGUGACCGUUGACCCAGCCACUACAGUGUCCACCACCACCACCACCACGACCACCACCAUGACCACCAGCAGCAUGACAACUACCACACCCACCACCACCACCCACCACACAGCACCGGUCUCCCCAGAAGAGGACAAAGUCCCCCCAACUGAAACCACUAGCAGCUCCCUGCUGGGCAGCGUCCACUUCCUGCUCCUGGUCUUCCUGAAGGUGCCCCUGCUCCUGGGCAUGCUCAGUGCCGUCCUCUGGGUGCACCGGCCUCAGGGGGGCCAUCGCAGUGCUCUGGCCCGGGACGCCCUGGACAGACGCAGACUCUCGGGCAGAGGAGAUGACUUUCACCCCAGACUGAGACACAGGAACCUGCUCAUGCUGCUCGCAGGAGACAGCCUGGACUGCGGGGAGCCCCCAGCUGCAGGGGACGGACCUGGGCUCUUCCUGCUUUGA
This is a messenger RNA of Talpa occidentalis (Iberian mole), 777 nucleotides long. Its product is annotated as CMRF35-like molecule 5. The transcript is spliced from 4 exons. NCBI's taxonomy places the organism in Eukaryota, Metazoa, Chordata, Mammalia, Eulipotyphla, Talpidae. Gene Ontology annotation, molecular function: transmembrane signaling receptor activity. The coding region runs from base 1 to 777 and encodes 258 amino acids. The record is from RefSeq and is a predicted model, not a curated record. Gene Ontology annotation, cellular component: plasma membrane.